Molecule: messenger RNA, 910 nt
Organism: Symbiodinium natans
Lineage: Eukaryota; Dinophyceae; Suessiales; Symbiodiniaceae
Source: the annotation of a GenBank genome assembly
GAGCCCGACCUCCCGCAAUGCCAACGUGGACUACGAGGGACUGGGUCACAAGAGCCAGGCACGUCCCGAAGGAAGCGCGUCCCGCAAGUGGUACUUCUUGGGCGCCGGCCUGGCUUUGCUGGGCGUGGCCGGGGUGGCAGCCAAGGUGGUGGCCCGCCCUUCCGGUGCCUUGUUUUCCUCGAGUGCCACGACGGGCGGCGAGAUUCAGAAUUGGGAGGAGCUGCCUGGGAUGGACAAGGUCAUCCGCAAGGCACAGAGCUUGAAGCCCGCGCACCCGCUGCGGAACCUGCAGGACCUCUUCUACGAUUCCCAGCCCGAGGAGUUGCCAUGGAUCCGCACAGAGUGUGUCAUUGACACAGUUCAGGCAGCCGCCUACCUUGGUCAGGCCGUGGUCUUCCUCUACAAGGCCAUCGACUACAACGGCCUUGAGUGCCCGGACAACUCGCCCGUGGGCUGUGCGGCCAGUGUUGCCGGUUUCAUCACCUCCAUCUCCUGGAUUGCCUCGUACCUCUCCUUCGCGGCAAACGCCUGCGGCCAGGCCGUGAACAAUGGGGCUCUCUGCGCUGGUGACUUCACGGCUCUCAUGGCCAACUUCGGUGAGAUCGCCACGGUGGGCGCGGCGGUGAAGGCAGACUGCGACUUCGGCAAGAACGCCAUCAGCAUCCUCACGAAUCCGGACCCCGUGAGCCCGCCGUGGGCGCAGUUCGUCCCGGGCGGCGCGGGGCCCGAGGCCGAGAAGAUCCUGGCGAUCAAGGGCCACCAGGAGGCGAACCGCAACCGUGGCUUCGACAUCACGCAGUGCGUCAUGGACGUGACCAACUCCGCCUCCUACAUCGUCCGCGUCAUCCUCCAGAUUCGCUCUGCUGGCAGCUCCUGUCCCGACCCGAAGCCGCCGGGCAGCGGUUGCUAG